AAAAAAAAAAAAAUCCAAAUUUUAUAAACCCCGAAAAUUUCAAAAAUUUCGUUCUAUGUUUCAGACUCAGAAAAACUCAGGACUCAGAACCCAAAACUAAAGAACUUAAAAAAUAUAAAAUAAAAUAAAAAAUUCAAAGUUCAUCGCUUUAGCCUUUAGGGCAUUUUACCUUUCGCAAAAACGAGAAAUGGCGGUUCUCAGAAUCACCACGAACGUAAUCGUCAAUAGGAUCCUUCAACCGCCGUCGUCGUCGUUUCCCUUUCUUAUCUCCGAAUGUCAUCUACGUACGUCUCUGGUUCUCUCCAAUGUGCCUCGCCGAGUUUCGCAGCGUGAAAUCAGUCUGGGCCGAGUCCGGUGCGCCGCUUCCGGCGACGGCGGCGGCAAGAAGGUAUCGGCACGGCUCUCUCAGGUCCAGCAGCUAUUGCAAGAAGCGGAGGAACGAGCACUCUCGGCUGAUAACGAGCCUCCCCCAAAAAUCACGUUGGAUCAUGUAACUGUAAAUUUUGCUCGAAGCGGUGGUCCUGGUGGUCAGAAUGUCAACAAAGUAAACACUAAGGUGGAUAUGCGCUUCAAUAUCAAAAGUGCUUAUUGGCUGGGUGACAGAAUCAGGGAGAGGAUUAUGCAAAUGGAGAAGAACCGGAUAAACAAGGAUGGGGAGCUUGUGAUUUCUUCAACAAAGACUAGAACACAAAAAGGUAAUAUUGAGGAUGCUCUGGGAAAACUCCAGGCAAUCAUUGAUGCUGCAUCUUAUGUCCCACCUCCCCCUUCAGAAGAGCAAAAGAAAAAAAUCCAAAAGAUGUGAGAUCCCUUCACAACUUUUGUCCUUCAAUUGUUUAUUAGUCUUGCCAACAGGCUGCUAUUGGGGAACAGAGACGCCUAAAAAGCAAGAAGGUGCUUUCAGACAAAAAAGCAUUUCGAAGAAGUAGAGACAGUUGGGAUUGACCUACUACGUUAUAAGGUGUUAGUGUUUCGAUAGAAACAUGUGCAAGUUGAUAUCAACAGUUAAGUCAUUGUCUCAAAAUGUUGCUUUUUGAUCGCUAAUUCACAAAUAUUACUUGUGUGGAACUGGGAAAGCUUUACAUCCGAUAAUAGAGAAAAGAAAAAACACCUAGUGGCGGACCAUAUUGGAAACCAAUCCCUUGAGCAGUCUGAUCUGGAUGAACUAUGUAUAUCACUCGGUGACAUGAUCAUGAAAGAAUAUAUACAGCCCUACUUUUGGCGUCUUGUAAUUAUUUUCUCUAACAAUGUCUCAGAUUAUUUUGAGGCUUGUAAAAAACUUUUGUAUACUAAUGUGAAUUGGAUUUAUAGCUCA
This is a messenger RNA of Ziziphus jujuba (common jujube), 1312 nucleotides long. RefSeq lists its product as uncharacterized. Gene Ontology annotation, molecular function: translation release factor activity. Gene Ontology annotation, biological process: translational termination. The transcript is spliced from 7 exons. Bases 188 to 802 code for a protein of 204 amino acids. NCBI's taxonomy places the organism in Eukaryota, Viridiplantae, Streptophyta, Magnoliopsida, Rosales, Rhamnaceae. The record is from RefSeq and is a predicted model, not a curated record.